Condylura cristata (star-nosed mole) is the source of this 1097-nucleotide messenger RNA. RefSeq names its product ras homolog family member H (gene RHOH). Gene Ontology annotation, molecular function: GTPase activity; GTP binding. The coding region runs from base 1 to 576 and encodes 191 amino acids. NCBI's taxonomy places the organism in Eukaryota, Metazoa, Chordata, Mammalia, Eulipotyphla, Talpidae. Gene Ontology annotation, biological process: small GTPase-mediated signal transduction. The transcript has a single exon. The record is from RefSeq and is a predicted model, not a curated record.
AUGAUGCGUUCCAUCAAAUGUGUGUUGGUGGGAGAUUCGGCAGUGGGGAAAACCUCUCUCUUAGUGCGCUUCACCUCAGAGACUUUCCCGGAGGCGUAUAAGCCCACAGUGUAUGAGAACACGGGCGUGGACGUCUUCAUGGAUGGCAUCCAGAUCAGCCUGGGCCUCUGGGAUACCGCUGGCAACGACGCCUUCAAAAGCAUCCGCCCGCUGUCCUACCAGCAGGCAGAUGUGGUUCUCAUGUGCUAUUCCGUGGCCAACCACAACUCUUUCUUGAACCUGAAGAACAAGUGGAUUGGGGAAGUCAGGAGCAACCUGCCGUGCACCCCCGUUCUGGUGGUGGCCACCCAGACUGACCAGCGGGAGAUGGGUCCCCACAGGGCUUCCUGCGUUAGUGCCAUAGAGGGGAAGAGACUGGCCCAGGAUGUGAGAGCAAAGGGCUACCUGGAGUGCUCGGCCCUUAGCAACCGUGGGGUCCAGCAGGUGUUUGAGUGUGCCGUCCGCACGGCCGUCAACCAAGCCAGGAGGCGCAGCAGGAGGAGGUUCUUCUCCAUCAACGAGUGCAAGAUCUUCUAACCCUCAAAAGACUUGACCCGCCACUCAUUUACUCAGCCCAGGGACCACUGGGGACAAGGAGGCCAAGUGAGCCAGCAGGGUUGAGUGGACAGAGCCGUCGUUUUGGAUGCAGUUGCUGAUGGGACUUGUCCCCUGGAAGUUCUUACUCCAUAUACCUCUGCCGGUGAAUUCCUCACUCGGUCCAGCUGGAAGAUCUUUGCGGGGGGGCUGUCAUGAGUAGUCCAUCUUUGUUUUAAAAACUCAAAUAGUUUCCGUAAUGUUGGACAGUGAAGUGAGUGACCCAAAGAAUUCCAUAUUUAAAGACAUGUUUUAUUUAAGCAGUAACAAAAUGUAUAGCCUUUGUACAUGAUUAGUUUUCACACUUACACUCUUCUUGCAUACUUACAAACACACAUUGCUGUCUGAGUGACAGAACCUUUUGUGCUCUGCCAUACAUGAGUCAUUUUCACCCAAAGUUGUCACCUGCUAGAUUUUACUAGAUAGUGAAGUUUUAAAAUGACCAUAAACUGAUCCUUGCAAUG